Malus domestica (apple) is the source of this 678-nucleotide messenger RNA. The record is from RefSeq and is a predicted model, not a curated record. Lineage: Eukaryota; Viridiplantae; Streptophyta; Magnoliopsida; Rosales; Rosaceae.
AUGGUAACAGAUAGCCCGGAAAAGUGGCAUGAAACGCUAGGAAAUACUUUGUGGGCAUACCGAACCUCUAAACGGGCAGGAACGAGGACAACUCCUUAUGCUUUGACGUUCAGGCAAGAUGCGGUUCUUCCUAUGGAAAUCAAUGUAAGUUCUGUCAGAAUUCAAAAUCAAUUCGGGUUACAUAGUGAAGAGUACAUAGAAGCUAUGUGUCAGAGGAUUGAAGAUUUAGAUGUAACCCAAAUUGAGGCCUUGAACCAGAUUCAGGAAGGGAAGAGAGCUGUUGCCCGAGCUUAUAACAAGAAGGUAAAACUGAAGUCUUUCAAGGAAGGAGAUUUAGUAUGGAAGGCAGUCCUCCCUCUAGGAGCUCAGCUUAUGGGCUUUGGGAAAUGGAGCCCGACAUGGGAAUGUCCUUUUAUUGUUAGUCAAGUAUUAGACAAGGGAGGAUAUUACUUGGCUGAUCUUGAAGGAAAUUGGCAAAAACAUCCCAUCAAUGUCAAAUUCUUAAAAAGUUUUUGGUAUCUUCAUGGACAAAACCUGGUCAGGCAGGUGAUCGGGUUGUGCGGCCAAGAUGAGCUUGGUAAAGGACCCUCGAUAAGGAUCAUCACCGGAUAUGAUGGUGAAGCCCAACUUAUCAAAGCAACGAGCAGGAGGGCAAACCCUCAGGAGAAAACCGCCUGA